This is a messenger RNA of Plectropomus leopardus (leopard coralgrouper), 2811 nucleotides long. NCBI's taxonomy places the organism in Eukaryota, Metazoa, Chordata, Actinopteri, Perciformes, Serranidae. The record is from RefSeq and is a predicted model, not a curated record.
CUGAGUAACUGAGCGGCUGUACGGUAGCAGUUGUUUAGCGCCGAAAUCCCUGAAAUAUGAGUAAAAUGUUAGCUUUUUUCACGUUGACAGUAACGCUGUUUGGCGUGGAGGUGUUCGGCCUGCCGUACACUUAUACUCAGUCAAGAAAACAUCAUGGAUUUAAGGCCGAACCCCAGUUCAAAGAGAAGUACUUCAGCCAGACUCUGGACCACUUCAACUUUAACAGCAUGGGGAACGGGACAUUCAGUCAGCGUUACCUGAUCACAGACAAAUACUGGAAGAAAGGCUACGGUCCUAUUUUCUUCUACACUGGCAAUGAGGGAAACGUCUGGGAGUUUGCUCUCAACUCUGGUUUCAUCACAGAGUUGGCCGCUCAGCAGAGCGCCCUGGUCAUAUUUGCUGAACAUAGGUACUACGGCAAAUCUCUGCCGUUUGGCGAAGACUCCUUCAGCAUCCCUCAGAUCGGCCUGCUGACAGUGGAGCAAGCCCUCGCUGACUAUGCUGUCAUGAUCACUGAGCUGAAACAGCAGCUGGCAGCCACAGACUGUCCUGUCAUUGUGUUCGGUGGCAGACUGAAGGUGCUACUUUAUUUUCAGGUGGCCUGUGAGACCAUGCUGAGCGGACCUGACCUGCUCACUAACCUCAGGGACACUGCAGGGAUUGUGUACAACGCUACGCAGAUGCUGACCUGUUUUGACCUGUACAGUCUGUAUUUGGAGUGUGCUGACCCUACUGGCUGUGGACUGGGCUUCGACAGUAUGGCCUGGGACUAUCAGGCAUGCACAGAGAUCAAUCUGUGCUAUGAGAGCAACAAUGUGACGGACAUGUUUCCUCCCAUGGCCUUCACUGAGAGAGACCGCGAGCUUUACUGCUCCAAACGCUGGGCUGUGGUUCCACGACCAGACUGGCUCAAAACCCAGUUCUGGGGAGACGCUCUCUCCACAGCCAGCAACAUUAUUUUCUCCAAUGGAGAUCUGGACCCAUGGGCAAAUGGAGGGGUGCGCAAGUCACUGAGUUCAUCAUUGAUAGCUGUCAACAUUUCUGGAGGAGCCCAUCAUCUGGAUCUGAGGGGAUCUAAUGAUGCUGAUCCAGAGUCAGUGAUCAGUGCCAGGAAGACAGAAGCAGACCUCAUCGCACAGUGGGUGAAGAUGGAGCAGACAAAAUUACGACAGCGUCUUUAAAGCACCGGUACGGUGUGUGUCAGGACUGGAGUUCAGCAGGUUCACUUUAAAGUUGUACAUUAAAUACUGGAGUCAGUCCACCUGUAUGUCCCAGCUCUGCUCUGCAUACCAGAGGGUUUCAGUUUGUAUAAAUAUGUAGCAUCACACUCUAUAGAAGAGCCAACAUUGAGUGAAUUUAGAAGAAUAGUACAUCAUUGAAAAUAGGUCUUUUUUAAGUGAAGUUGUAUGAAGUAUUUAUCCACAUUCAGUGUAUUCCCUUUAGUGCAUGGUGGUCAACAUGCACACAGUUUGGAGAAGCAGACAGAGGUGCUGAAACAGAAGCUCAGUAAUGUACUGCAGUUUCUAAAUUUGCCACUUAAAAAAAUCAAAAUCAUUCUGGUGGAAGCUGUACUUUCACAGCUUAAUUUUCUUUGAGAAAGCCUUUUCUUUUGGCACUACUUUUUUUUCAGCUGUGAAACUUUAGUAUUCCUACGCAUUAACACAGCUGCAUUGUGCACAGUAAUAUGCCACUGGUCACUUUUGGGUUAAACUUUCUGCAGUUUAUGGAAGAUCACAAAAGGCAGCUCAGUGUGGAGAUUCCUUUAUGAACUAGAGUAUAGAAAAGAAGAACCUUUGCAGAGGGAGACCAAAUGAACUGAAAGAGAGAUGUGUAGGAAUACAGAACUUCUGUGGUUGAGAAAAUGUAGCGACAAAGUAGAGGGCUGACCAUCAGGUAAAAUGGUGAGUCUUCUUAACCCUUAGAUGCAUAGGUGGGUCAAAAAUGACCCGGUGAGGUUGUUUUCUUGCAAUACCUUUGUAAUUAAAAGUUGUUAUCAUUUCAUAUUCCAGCUAUUUUUCAAAAAACAUGUUAGUGAUAUCAUCCCAUUUAAAUUUUUUACUUACCUUACUAGGAAAAUUGUAGUUUUUGUAUUACUAACCCAAGCUUCCAUAGGUGGCUCAGAAAUGACCCACAUUCAUUUCCUAUUGAAUUUCAUGGAAAUUCCAUGAAAUUCUUAUCAACUGUGACUGUCAGGAAUAUAUAUUUUGUGGACCACAAGGAGUAUAUCAUAAGUGUCACCCCUGAAAAGUAGGAUUUUACACAGCAAGAUCUGAUACAUGUAAAUAUUAUCUUUUUUUUUACCUCAGAAAUGUGUGUGUGCGUGUCAUUCAUGACUACUGUGUGAAAGAGUGUGUUAUAAUUAUGUAUCAACAAAUUAGUCUACUUUAUAGUUAGCUAACACUAGCUAAGUAACUAAGCUAGCUAACGUAAGUGUAUGUACUGUGUGUGUGUGUGUGUGUGUGUGUGUGUGUGUGUGUUUUAUUCAUGACUAUUGUGUGAGAGUAUGUUUCUUAUCACCUAACAUCAAAUUUGCCUAUUUUAUAGUUUGCGAACAUAGCAAGCUAACCAAGCAUGCAUAUAUUGCUUGUGUGUGCGCUCAUGCAUGUGUGCAUUUAUUUAUAUAGACACACACUGAUCAAUAGGUUUGCUUGUCAUUCAAAACAUUCUCAUCUUUUUAUGUUUCCUCAUCCAAGGUUUCAUGGCUGCUAGGUUUACAGCUGAAAUGGUCCUACAGAUGCUGGAUGAAGAGGCAGUUACUUACCUGUUAAAAAUGCUUAAAAAGUAAAAAAUAAAAAUAUUUCACAAAUGAAA